Adineta steineri is the source of this 1675-nucleotide messenger RNA. Lineage: Eukaryota; Metazoa; Rotifera; Eurotatoria; Adinetida; Adinetidae. The record is from the annotation of a GenBank genome assembly.
CAGCAGACUGCCUAGAUAUUCAAAUUUUUCCACAUUUUCUAUGGUGUAUCUAUUUUUAUAUAGAACACAAAAUGAUUUAGAAACAGCUCACGAAGAAAUUCAAAUACAUAAAAAUGAACUUUCUCGUGUACGUCAACAAUUGUCACAAAUUGAACAGAGUCGAACACAAUUACAAAAUGAAUUAGAACAAAUGAAACAACAAUGUCGACAAUUCGAACAACAAAUAUCAGAUAAAGAUGAAUCAAAAAAGAAUGUUGAUCUUGUUGUUGAUCAAUAUCGACAACAAUUAACUAAUGAAAAAGAACUUCGAACAAAGACAAAUUCUGAAUUAGAAAAUGUUCGAUUGAAAUUAACGCAAUUAACUAAUGAAUAUGAACAAUUAAAAAUAUCGACAAAUGAAUUUGAAACAAAUGAAGUAAAUACUCGACGAAAAAUGGAUGAAGCGAAUCGAACACGACAAGCUGUUCUUGAUCGGACAAGAGAUGAAUAUGAAAAAUUAUUAAGAAAAUAUAAUGAUCUCGAUGAAGUUUAUCGUGAAUUAGUUACCAUUCGAGAAAAAGAUACUUCAGAUUCUUCAAUAAUUCGUCGUGAACUUGAAAAUUUACAUACUGAAAAUAUUGAAUUAACUAAACAAAAAGAAACACUUUGUAUUACACAUGAUCUACAGAUAAAAAAACUUCAUGGUAAUUAUGCAACUAAAUUACGUGAAGCUGAACAAUGGCCUGAUCGUCUUCAAACAGAAUUAAAACAUGAACGUGAACAACAUCGAAUACAAAUGAUUGAAUUAGAACGGCGUCUUAAAGAAAAUUUUUCAGCUGAAUUAGAUAUUGAAAAACAAAAAACAAGUGGUCUCUUACGUAAAUAUGAACAAGAUAGUGGUCAUUCAACACAACAACUUCGACAUGAAUUGAUUUCAACUGAAAAAGUAACGAUUGAACAACGUCAAUAUUAUGAACAACAAAUUGAACAACUUCAACGAGAUAAAAAUGAUUUAAAAAAAGAAUUAGAUACAUUGAGAGAUGUUUUAAAAGAAUUACAUCAACAAAUGAAUAAUCAAGAUUCACUGAAUAAUGAUCGAGGUCAUAGUUUAAAAUUAAAAGAAGAUUUAUUAGAAAAAGAGAAUAAUUUAUUUCAAGCACAAUCAACUAUAACUGAAUUAAAAAAAGACUUAGAACAAGCACGAGAAGAAAUGAUAACAUUACAAGAAACAGUACAUAAAGAAUGUACAGAACGUGAACAGUUAAAAGAUGCACUUAUUGAAGCACGUCAACAAUUAUUAUCAUUGAAAAAGAAUGGUGUUCUAAACGGAACAGCAUCUCGAUCACUUCAUUCUCCACCUGUAGCUUUUGAAGAAAUUGAACGACGUGUUUCUGGUCCUCUUCCAUAUUCGCAUCCACAAAAUCAACAAUUAGCAUCUAUAGCUCAUAAUAAAAAUUCUUCUUACAUUCAUUCAGAACCGCCAUCACGUGAUAGUAGUAUACAUGGUGAUGCUGCUGAUACUAUUGCACGACCAAUGUCUUCAACACAUAAUAUUCCAUAUCGUCAUAAAACUUUACCACCUAUACAUCCACAGCAGCAACAACGCCGUAAUGGAAGCGGUCCAGCAUCAAAUAAAUCUGAGCAAUUAUUAGAAAAUCAACGACGUAUUGCACGUUUUAUUAAAAAUAUCAAAUAA